Dreissena polymorpha is the source of this 4797-nucleotide messenger RNA. RefSeq names its product calpain-5-like. Bases 224 to 2125 code for a protein of 633 amino acids. Gene Ontology annotation, biological process: proteolysis. Gene Ontology annotation, cellular component: cytoplasm. Gene Ontology annotation, molecular function: calcium-dependent cysteine-type endopeptidase activity. The transcript is spliced from 13 exons. The record is from RefSeq and is a predicted model, not a curated record. Lineage: Eukaryota; Metazoa; Mollusca; Bivalvia; Myida; Dreissenidae.
ACCUUAAAUACCUCUCUUGCAGUAAACUUGUCUUUGAAAGUAACCAGAUAUCAAAGAUAUCAAUACAUUUUAUAAAUAACGAAACACUAUAUUCGAAAAGCAUAUACGACAGACUGGCCUAGGAAGGAUAUCAGAUUUUUUAAGCAUUUACACAGCCAGCCAAUGUGGCCAUAGAUGCCCAGAGAAGAGCAGACCGUCAGGAAGUUUGCCCAGAGUUCUAAGGAUGGGGCUGUUUGACAGCGCCGUGCCCUUCAAAGGCCAAGUGUACAAAGACUUGAAGAACAAAUCAAUAAAGUCUGGAGCCCUUUUUAAGGACCCUGAAUUCCCACCGACUGGUUCGUCCAUAUACUUCAGUAAACCAACGCCUACGGAUAUCGUAUGGAAACGACCUGGGGAGUUAGUAUCCGACCCGAAGUUUUUCGUGGAUGGCGUGAGCUCUGACGAUUUCGCUCAGGGUUCCAUAGGUAACUGCUGGUUCGUGGCCGCCUGCGCAUGUCUGACCGAGGACACCAAACUGUGGAAGAAGCUAGUGCCAGACUAUAAAGAACAGGAGUGGAACGAAAAGAACAAGUACGCGGGGAUAUUCCACUUCAAGUUCUGGCGCUGCGGGACUUGGGUCGACGUUGUCAUUGACGACUACCUGCCUACACGUGGUGGACAGCUAGUUUAUGUGCAUUCGAAAACGCGUAACGAAUUCUGGUCAGCUCUCCUGGAAAAGGCAUAUGCAAAACUGUCUGGAAGUUAUGAAGCCUUAGAUGGGGGGCACGGGAAAGAUGCCCUUGUCGAUAUGACCGGUGGUGUUGGAGAAUCUCUUAAACUGGGCGACUACAGCAAGCCUGAGCAGAGAAAAGAAUUGUUCCGCAUUCUCCGUACUUCAAAGGAGAAACGUGCUUUAAUGAGCGCUUCAAUAAGUGCAGAGGAGCAAAAGGCAGAGGAGGAGCUAUCUUGCGGCUUGGUUAUAGGCCACGCCUACAGCGUCACAGCGGUCAGAGAAAUCAAACUGGGCAAAGGACUUUUUGCCAUCUUCUCUCGCGAGACUCUAGAGAUGGUGCGAUGUAGGAAUCCAUGGGGCGGGACUGAGUGGAAAGGGGCGUGGAGUGAUGGAUCUAAGGAAUGGAACAAUGUUAGCGACGGUAGAAAGAAGGAACUGGGACUGACGUUCGAUGACAACGGUGAAUUCUGGAUGUCCUUUGAAGAUUUUUGCCAGUACUUCACCAAAAUGGACAUCUGCCACAUGUUUAACACCUCGUUUUUCUCGCUGCAAAAGACCUGGCGUGAGGACAAGGCCAUAGGUCAGUGGUUGAACCCUGGCAGGUGCGGAGGGUGUGGAAAUCACGAUACCUUCCUCCAAAACCCUCAGUACAUCUUCGACAUUGUACAAAAUGAGGAUGAAGUGAUGAUAUCUCUUGAACAGAAGGACAAACGUAUGGAGAAGAGCUCCGAUAACUUCACCAUCGGAUUCACUGUCUUAAAGACCGAUUUAAACAGGAGAUACCGGAUACAUGACUUCAUAGAAAAGAUCCCGUCGGGGUCAUUCCAACCCGCCAGAAGUGUUUUCAUCCGUGUCAAGCUCUUUAGGGGCCGCUACUGUAUCAUCCCUUCUACGUUUGACCCAGGCUUUUGCGGUGAAUUUGUCCUGCGGAUGUAUGCGAGCAAUGCCUUGAACUUGGUGGAGUUGAUACACGAAGAGCCUCAGCCGGGUAAGUGUCUGUGCAUCACGAUGAAGAGACCGCAAGUGGCGGCCACACAGAUCACACUUGUGAAAGCGGAAGGUCUCGAGGCACAGGACAGGGGGAAAACUGCUGACCCUUACUGCAUCAUAAAAUGUGAAGGCCAAGCUAUAAAGACUCAUUACACAGAGAAAACACUGAAUCCAAAUUGGAAUGAAAGAGCCACGUGUUACAGAAAAGAUCCAUACAAAGAUAUCACUAUAGAGAUCUGGAACCACAACAUUCUCAAGGAUCAGCUGAUGGGCAUAGCAACAGUCCCCAUGAACAAGCCCCAGCAGUACACGGGUAGCAUGGGCGAGUACAAGCUAUAUGUAAAGGGAAAGGAAGGGCCCGUUAAGAAGCCUGGGACACUCUGGCUCAAGGUGUUACAUACCGAUGAUAUGGCAGCAGUGUAGGAGUACCGUAUCGACAAAUGCCUACGUCUGAUAUGCCAUUAUUUAAUUUUUAAUGGCGUAUACGUGGUUAAUUAUUUGUCUUAAAGCAGUAAAAUGUUAUUUGUUUGAUGAGCGAAUGCAAAGGCGGAUUUAGACGAAGGUGGAGACGUCGUACGUCUCCGGCGUUCGACUUUUUGUCAAUCACGCUAUUUUUAAAAAAUGAAGAUAUGUGGUGUGGUGUAUAUUAAAUAUAUAUAUAUUUAAAGCACGAUUUUCAGAAUAUCAGAACUCAUUUAAAUAAACAAUGUUUAUCACCAGUCACUGGCUUUUAAAUAAGCCGCAUAUACAAACCAUUGUUAUAAAUUAGGGUGUUUAAUGAUGUACUUCAAAUGCACUAAUCCAUGAACAACUUGUGUGUGUGCAUGCCAUCACAUGGUUUGAUAAUACUACUUAGACGUUAAUGUUAUAUUUAAUUCACUUAACAUUCUUAAUUAAAUCCUUAAUGAACGGAAUGAUUAUGUAUGGUACAUUUAUGUAUCAUAUAAAAGUAUCUCUUUAUAAACAUAUGUGUGAUUUUAAGGCUCGAAAAUAUUGUACAGUAACACUAAAAGUAAUAAACACAUAUGCCAUUAGAUGCAGGAGAGUGUACACGUACACUGUAUAUAAGUUUGAUUUCUACAAAUGUUUUUGUACAUCGGUUAACCCGGUUACAUUUAUGGUAUUAUAUAUGAGCAUUAUGUAUAUUUAUAUUUUUUAUAUAAAUUCGAGACAUUGAAAUCAAAUUUAAAAUAAUUUAUACAUAUUCUAUUAAAAUUGAACCAGUUUGAUAUUAAACAAACUCACUUUGUCUGAAAUGUAUUACACGUCGUUAGACCUGAUGUCCUUAAACUGUUGCUUUCGAAACCCUAGUUGUAGAUUAUAACGAAAAUCUCAAUAUAUCCAUUAAAAGUUUAACCGUUGUGUUUAUUCAUUGUCACGCAAAUUUAGUAAACACUGCGAACUACCGUGGCGGCCAUAGUCUUGAUGUGAACUGUGAACAGUAAAGGCAAUACUUUGAAUUUCGUAAAGGGCGUAACACAGUAGUUCCAAUUAUUAUUUUAACAUUUUCUUGUUCCGAAAUACUUCAAAGAUACAUUAUACUGUUUGUCAUAUACGUGGACAUGAUGAAAUAUUUUGAUUCUAUUCAUAGAAAUGCACUUUGGUUAACAAUGUUUUAAACUGGUAUCGAUGGAAAACACAGAAUUGUUUACGAUAUUACCAAAAAGGUUAAUUCUAGUGUUAAGGUAUGCUCCUCUUAUCCUGAAUAGUUCAAUUACGCUGUUGGUUCACGACACGGGGAUGAUAUGUCAUCUUUAUUGUUUUUAUUAUUUGUUAAAGAUUUAGAGCUGCAUUUGCAGUGUAACAUUGGUGAAGGCCUACGUAUGGAUGAUCUAACUUGGAUUUUGUUGUUGUUUGCUGGUGAUAUGGCUAUUGUAGGUAAAAUUCCUUCCGAAACUCAUCAACAUUUUGAUCUCUUAUUUUCGUAUUGUUGUUCAUGCGGUCUAACUGUAAAUACAUCAAACUGGAAAAUAAUGGUUUUCCGAAAUUGUGUGGCGUUAAUUGCGAACACAAAUUAGCCCUCCAAUAGAAGUAGUCGAUGAUUUUAAGUGUAUAUGUACUGUUUUCAAUUAUACUUGGAAAUUUUGUAAAAACAUUAAACAUCUCAAUGGAAAGGCGUUAAAACUCUGAAUGCUCUACUUGCAAAUGCUAACUAUUCAUGCGAAGUUUGGGGUUAUACCGAAUAAAAGGAACUAUACAGAAUUCACCUGACAUUUCGUAAAAUAUUACUGAGUGUAAGAAGCAAUACGUGUUCUGCUGCAGUUUAUGAACUGGGAAAAUAUCAAUUUUAAAUGCCCAAAUACAUUCGAGUAAUAAAUCAUUGGUUUAAAAUUAAAAACAGUCACUGUGAUAAUAUCAAAUUAAGGAUUGUUUAUAGUAAGGCUCUUAAAGACUGCAUUAAUGGUAGGAUAAAUUGGAUAACAUAACCAAAAUAUCUUCUACAUGAUUACGAGUUCGCGUACGUGUUUAACCCAUUUUUAUGCCCAGCAUCUAGAAAAACGGCAUUGGCAAACAGCGUAGACUCAGAUGAGACGCCGCAUGAUGCGGCGUCUCAUCAUGGUCUGCGCUGUUUGCGUAAAGGAAAUUCUAUAAGAAAUUUUCUAAAUAUAGAAAUACAUAUACUAGACAUCCCCAAUUUUGGAAAUAAAUUGAUCCAAUUUAGAAGGAUGGGAUUGUCCACUAGGCAUAUUUAUUUUAUACAACUUAAAUUAGUUUUGUAUCUUCCUUCAGAUGUCAGACAGACUUGUCUGAUUGUUACAUUUGCUGCCAUAUAUUCUCUAUGCAAAAUUUGUGUGCUAUUUCCUACUAUUUUUUAUUACGCAAAAAACCCACGUGGUAUGCGUGCGAUAAUCAAUUUUCGAUUUUAGUUUAUUGCCAUAAAUAUUUUAAGCAUGAUAGUCUCCCUGUCACAUGAAUAUUUUGUAAUGAUGCGAUUAUUUUCCCAAAACAACUGUCAUGUAUGACGUUAUAUUGUAUUACAUUAUAUUGUAUGUGCACUACCUAUUACUGUAUGAUCACGUCACCUCUCUACACGUGGAUUAUUACAUGCUGAUGGUGUACUAUGUGCAAGUCGUAAUACAUUUCUAUUCGUGUAA